Trematomus bernacchii (emerald rockcod) is the source of this 4078-nucleotide messenger RNA. RefSeq names its product papilin b, proteoglycan-like sulfated glycoprotein (gene paplnb). The transcript has 15 exons. The record is from RefSeq and is a predicted model, not a curated record. Gene Ontology annotation, biological process: extracellular matrix organization. NCBI's taxonomy places the organism in Eukaryota, Metazoa, Chordata, Actinopteri, Perciformes, Nototheniidae. Bases 2090 to 3772 code for a protein of 560 amino acids. Gene Ontology annotation, molecular function: metalloendopeptidase activity; serine-type endopeptidase inhibitor activity. Gene Ontology annotation, cellular component: extracellular matrix.
UCAUACGUCUAGUUUCUGUGUGAAUAGCUGAUAAGCAGCUUUCAGUGUCCGGUCUAUAAUAGAAACAUCACAACGUCGUCACAGUGGGUGAAUAUGGUUACUUUGAGAUGGGCAGAGCCGCUUUGUUUUGGACACGAUCCAUGCUUCACAUUAUCUGAUCUUCAGCCUGCGUGUUGAAACAAAGCGGAUGCUCACAGAGAAUAACCACAGGAACAACCUUCCUGAAACUACAGCUAAUGUGAACACUGCUGUAUUUACCUCUCAGUAGGAGUGUAGUGCUCCCCUCUCUCUGGCCCCCCCGCAGCCAGUUGGCUGGCUUUGAUAAGAGACUGAAGGCGGUGAGAUAUCACUGAAGUCCUGUUUGAGUAUCGGGUGCCUGAGAGGAUGGAGCCAGAGGCAGAGCGGGAGUCUGAGGCCUGGGUUCCAGACAACAGCCAGGCCGGGCCUUCCUCUCCGGACUCCUCUGGGAUCGAGGGAACCGUCGACCGGCUGCAGGAGAUGAUGAACGGCAUGGAGACGCUGCUGACAGACAUGGAGGAGUUACGGAGCGACUGCAGCCAACAGACUACUGAGCUGAUAAGUGCAGCGCUGGACCUGAGGACGCAGCAGGAAGAGAUAAAGGAGGGUUACUCUGAGUUGUCCAGGGAGAUGCAGGAGCUCCUCGACACAGUGGAAGGCUUUUUGAGCACCAAGUGUGACUUCCAACCCUCAGAGAAGGAAGAAUUAGCUGAGCAGCAGAGAGAGCCCAAAGAGACGGAGAGUGACUGACAAACUUUAAAGAUUCUAGUUUAGGAGAUACAACUGUGAUGUGUGAGGUUGUGAAUCUGGAUGCAUGAGUCAAAAUCUGGAUGGCAUGGGUUUGGAAGUUGUGUGAGAAGCUGAGUUUUUGAAAAAGAUCGAUUUUUAAAUUACAUUUUAGGACAUUUUGUUGAGCAAAUAGUUCUUUUUAGGUCUAUAUCUGAAAAUCUGUCCACUGAAAAAGAGUUUCUAAUAUCCAUGAUUCGUUUUCAGUUCAGUAAAUAUAUCACAGUGCAUACAACUUUUAAAAAAAACAACCAUAACACGGAAUAAAUACCUCUCUGUCGUAUACUUUUAAUAAAACAUCAUGAGCUUAACAAGGGUACAAUUUGUUGCAUAGCUUACUUUCUAGAUUGCCACGUGCCACUGAUUUUAACACAAGCGAUGACAAGACCAUAAUCCUGCGCUGCAUGUGAUUUAUAUGCCUCCUACUGUACUGUCAUCUGUAUUUCUGCUACCACCCAGAAACAAACACACACACUUAACAGCUAUAUCAUUUUCCAGCACCAAGGUAUUUUAUGUUGACAGAUAUGAUUUAAGUAUGUUACUCUCUUCAGCCUGGAUGGCUCCUUCAGCUUCUUCUUUGAUGAAUUUAUGGCACAGGAAUGCUGCUCUUCUUUUGGUACAUCUUCCAUAUUCUCUUCCCAUCCAAGCUCCACUGUGGUUUCGCGCUAAAAUAAACCUAAAUGUGAUGUUUACUUCCCACCAGCACCCCUGCUGCUACCCACUGGUCUGUAUUUAGUGGUCAGGAGAUGUGUGAAGGGGACAAUCAGUGGACAGCAACCUGAAAAGAAAUCAAGGACCUUCAAGAUCCCUCCACCUUAAAUGUCAUUUUAGUGGGUUCUUAUGUCAUGGACACAGGUUAUGCAACCACUUAAUUAUGUGUACCAAAAUAUUCUCUUCCUCUUCUGUGUUGGAACAAACUUAAUGCAAAUGUUACGCAAACGCCCAUAUUUGUUUUCUAAAUGUCUCAAAGUAAAACAUGUGGCUGGUAUGGAAAAUACUUUAUAUAAAUAUCAUCAUGAGUAGACCCACAGCCUGAGGGUCUUAAGAAGAAAUUAUAGCUUAUGUUAAACGUUAAAAAAAGAAGUACGAAUCUUUUUUUGAGGGAAUCUGUUUACGUGUGGCUGAAACCUGACACUAUAUAGGCUGAGGGGUUGGUGAGCAGAGAGGGUGAGGAGAAGCUGUGCAGCCGUGCCUACCUUCAUCACUACUGAGGUGUUCAUCUCUCUGCACUGCUCACAACCAGCCGGAGUCACUUCAAGAAGUUCUGCAGAAGCUUCUAGUGAAAAUGAAUAUUAUACAAGUCCUGGGUCUCCUACAGCUGCUGGUUGUACCUGCUUUCACUCUGAUACUGCCAAGCCAUGACUACUGGGGAGAGUUUACAGCCUACGGGCCCUGCAGCCGCACCUGUGGCACAGGCGUGGCAAUGAGAACCAGGAAAUGUGUCACCUCCAGGACUGAUGGAGGGCAUAACUGCCUAGGAUCCUCUAAGUCCUUCCAAACCUGCAACACACAGGCAUGUGCAGUUGGAACCAAGGACUACAGGCAGGAGCAGUGCUCCCUGUUUGACAGAACGGACUUUCAGAGCAAACACCAUACAUGGGUGCCUUAUUAUGGAUCGGCCAAUCCAUGUGAGCUGAGCUGUGUCCCAAGAGGGCAGAACUUCUUCUACAGACACAGACCAUCAGUGGUUGAUGGGACACCGUGCUAUGUGGGCCGCACUGAUAUCUGUGUGGAUGGAGUCUGCAGGGUUCUGGUCCAUGGAGAGUUUAUGGGCUUGGAUGAAGACACUAAUUCUGUUCACUCUGCUAACAUCGUUGCUACUCGCCCAAGGGAGACACUUACAUACUACUACAAAACUGGUGUCUAUGGCCAGUGCUCUGCCUCUUGCAAUGGAGGCAUGCAGUACCGCAGUGUGAAAUGCUGGGUUCAGGACACAGCAAACCCCCGUGUGGUGGAGGAGUUUCACUGCAUCAACCAGCGCCUGCAGAGGCCACAGAGCCAGCAGGCCUGCAACAUGCAUCCCUGUGCCGAGUACAGCGUCUCCAGCUUCAGCGUGUGCUCGGUGACUUGUGGGGAAGGCCAGCAGACGAGGGAGGUGUUCUGCGUGGGGCCGGGAGGUGAACGCCUGGCUGACCACGCCUGCAACGGACUGGCAAGACCCUCUUCUGUCCAGGCCUGUCGCAGACCCGCCUGUUACACACACAUCACCUGGCAUGUGACCGACUACGGCCUGUGCACCAUGAGCUGUGGUGGUGGUGUGAGGGAGAGGAGAGUGGGCUGUUUUGAUACAGAUUUGAACCCCUACCCAGAGGCCCGGUGUGGAACAGUUAGCAGACCCGUCUCUGUGGAAACAUGCAACUCACAGCCAUGCCACGCAGCACAAAUGGUCCCAAGUGUGCAGGACCCAAGGGCACAUGAAACCACCACAAGAGGAUUUGUGCCCCAUGUUCCAGAAGACCCUUCAGCUUCCAGGCCACAAACAAACAGUGUCUACCCUCCUGUGACUGGUCCUCAAUGCGCACAGUCACACUAUGGCUGCUGUCCUGACGGCCAUACCUCCGCCGCGGGGCCCAGGAAUGAGGGCUGCUCCCUAAAUGACUGUAUUCACUCCAGAUUUGGCUGUUGUUUGGAUGGAGUGACUCCAGCUCAAGGAUUUGCAAGGGCUGGAUGUCCUGAAUACCGGACAGCUGUGCAACACACACCACCUCCUGCUGCCCCUCCAGCCAGUGGCAAUGUGUGCUCCAUGCCUCGCGAUGAAGGCUCCUGCGACAGAUGGGCGGUGCGCUUCUUCUUUGACUCUGGCACUGGCAGAUGUACUGAGUUCUGGUAUGGAAGCUGCCAGGGCAAUGCCAAUAACUUUAUGUCCCUGGGAGCAUGCCAGAGAGAGUGUGGUGGUGUAGUGAUGAGGGAUCCCCCAACUACACCUCGCAGAGGGACCCCAAGGAGAGGAUCCCCCAGCGGGGCAUAACCAUCCACACAAUUAAUACCUCAUAAUCAGUACUGUCAACACAGCGUUUAUUUUAACAUCAGACUUUGGAUUAUAAAUUAUUUAGAUCACAUUAUAACUGACACAAUCCCAGCUCAGGGUUCUGAUUUUGUUUGCAGUUUGAUCUUUGGUAUUUUGUUUGUGAUGUUCAAAAUAUUCACUUUCACACAUAUAUUUUGCCUUUUAGAUCAUAUACAAUUCAAUGGUGUCAAUGUGAUAACCCAAGAUAAAUUAACCAAAUCAAUAAAUGUUCAAAUAUCCGGUAAUAAAACCCGAGUGUGGUCUAUU